GGGCUAGAGGUACUCAGGGGGGCGGCAGGGGCGUGGUCUGUGAGAGCUGGCGGGGUCACGGCCUAAGAGAAGAGAGCCUGGGGUGGUUUUCAUAGAGUGGCAGACGUGACUCUCGCCCCCCAAGACAAGGGUGCAAAACACCAUAAAGGUAGAUUUUGGAAGGUCCGGCUCUCAGGCAGAUGGGAAAUAGGGUGUAAUUUCAAAGGAAGUUGACACCUCAAUCCCUGAGAGUGUUAUUUCUCUGAUCUCCAAGUAGUGGGCCCUCAAUUUGGGGUUAGGGCAUCUGCUUUGGAUGGCGUUUCACUUCUCACCUUGGAUAAUCGUUUCAUCUUUCCCAGCCAGUUCCCUCACCCAUCCCAGUGUUGUGCAGUUCCCUAGAAGACCUGCACGACGUGUUCUCACAUUGUAACCUCUAUGAAAUGUUACCAUUUCUCUCUUUUCUUUCCCCAGAGACCCCCCCGGCCGCCCACCUCCUUCCUGAUCCUGUGGCUGGGGGGGUGUCCCCUCUCUCCACACCAUGGAGCCGUCUCCUCUGUCGCCCAGUGGGCCGGCCCUCCCCCUGCCUCUGUCGCUGGCUCCACCCCCACUGCCCCUGCCCGCGGCCGCCGUGGUCCAUGUGUCCUUCCCCGAAGUGACCAGUGCCCUUCUGGAGUCUCUUAAUCAGCAGCGGCUGCAGGGCCAGCUCUGUGAUGUGUCCAUCCGGGUGCAAGGCCGGGAGUUUCGGGCCCAUCGGGCCGUCCUGGCCGCCUCCUCUCCUUACUUCCAUGACCAGGUCCUACUCAAGGGCAUGACCUCCAUCUCGCUGCCCAGCGUCAUGGACCCCGGCGCCUUCGAGACCGUCCUGGCCUCUGCUUACACGGGCCGCCUCAGCAUGGCAGCCGCCGACAUUGUCAACUUCCUCACGGUGGGCGUUCCCGGGGCCGGGGCCCCCUCAGGGAGUGGAGCCACUGUGGCCCCUGCCACCAUGAGCUCCUCUCGCCCCCAUACCUCCAGCCGGGCCAGUGAGAAUCAGUCACCCAGCAGCAGCAACUACUUCAGUCCCCGGGAGUCCACCGACUUCUCUUCCUCCCAAGAGGCGUUUGCGGCCUCUGGGGUGGGCAGUGGGGAGCGGCGCGGAGGCCCUGUGUGCCCGGCCCCGGUGGUGGGCAGCGGGGGUGCCACGUCCGGGAAGCUCAUGCGCGACCGGCACGUGAACAUGCACCUCAACCUGCGGCCCUUCGACUACUCACACCGGCGCGGCGCCCCCGGAGGGGCGGCCGGCGGGGACGGCAAUAAGAUCUUCCUGUGCCACUGCGGGAAGGCCUUCUCGCACAAGAGCAUGCGCGACCGGCACGUGAACAUGCACCUCAACCUGCGGCCCUUCGACUGCCCGGUGUGCAACAAGAAGUUUAAGAUGAAGCACCACCUGACGGAGCACAUGAAGACUCACACCGGCCUCAAGCCCUACGAGUGCAGCGUCUGCGCCAAGAAGUUCAUGUGGCGGGACAGCUUCAUGCGGCACCGGGGACACUGCGAGCGCCGACACCGCAUGGGCGGGGACACAGGGUGGAGAUGGGCUUCGGCGGCGGCGGCGGCGGCGGCGGCGGCGCCAACUGAUGGGGCUGGCAACCGAGGUCGCUUUGUGGGCACGACCCAGGGAUUCCGUGGUCCCCGAGAGACCGCCCCCCACGCUGUCUUCCCUUAA
Fukomys damarensis (Damara mole-rat) is the source of this 1684-nucleotide messenger RNA. RefSeq names its product zinc finger and BTB domain containing 22 (gene Zbtb22). Gene Ontology annotation, biological process: regulation of transcription by RNA polymerase II. Lineage: Eukaryota; Metazoa; Chordata; Mammalia; Rodentia; Bathyergidae. Gene Ontology annotation, molecular function: protein binding; RNA polymerase II cis-regulatory region sequence-specific DNA binding; DNA-binding transcription factor activity, RNA polymerase II-specific. The record is from RefSeq and is a predicted model, not a curated record.